AAAGCCAGUGAUUGAGAAGAUGAGAAGAGAUCGCAUCAACAACAGCAUUGAGCAGCUCAGGAUAUUACUGGAGAGAAACUUUCAGACACAUCACCCCCAUUCCAAGCUGGAGAAGGCAGAUAUAUUGGAAAUGGCAGUCAGCUACCUACAGCAACAGAAGAAACAUCAGAUGAACUGUUCCCAGCUGCUUCCAGAAAAUGCACAGGAUUCCUAUUAUCAAGGUUACUACAUGUGUUUGAAAGAGACAGUGGGCUUUCUGCAUACCCAGGAGCACGGACACAUUCAAGAAGGAAAUAAAAAUCUACCGUGGACUGAUUCUUGCCUCCCUGCACCCUCUCAAAAAUUCUACCAGCAGAGAGUUUCUUUUCAAGUCUCUGCAGGCAGUACAAAAAUAUGGAGGCCUUGGCAGGUUCUUUCACCUCCUUAAAUUCAAGGACUACCCAGUUGUAAAUGGAAGUAAUGCAAAAGCUAUAAACCUAUGUUUAUUUUCUCCCCUAUGAUAGAAUAUAGUUAUAGGGUUAUACUCUUUGCCCUUGGUCUCUUGUACAGCCAUGUUUUUAUUUUACUUGAGACACAAGGCGCCGAACAUACACCGGAAAACACACUCCGCAGGUGUGAGUCUGGAUCAAUAUAUCUGCUAUCUUUGAGUUCCUCAUUGGCUCUACAACAUCAGUUGACUUUAUUGCUGAUAUGUACAAAUAUUAAGCCAGUUUAUGACUAGUAACAGAUUCCAGUGUGAUAAGUAAUAAUGCUGGAAAUCUGUAAAUGCUAACGGUGUCUACAUACCAUUUUUUUGUUGUUCUGUAUGUUGAAAUUUCAAAUUUGUUUUGAGAUAUGGCGGUUAUUCCGAUGCACAGGUCACAGAGGCACAGGGCAAUACUGGUUAUGGCUCAUGAAUUAUAUUCAUUGUCUUAUUGCUUUUAGCCAUUUAACAGUUGUUUUAAUUUUAGGGAUUUUUCUAAUUCCAUUAAGUCUGGAAACCCUUUUACACUACUCUCAUUCUGAAAAUCCUUUGGGAAACCGCCUGCCAUUCAGAAUCCUGUUCCUCACUUUUAUUUGCACUAGACUAGAGGAUAAGUUUUACUGCCACUUUAAAUAACAUCACCCUGUAGAAACUAAGUCUAAUUCUUAUAUAAUUCCACUGUGCCUUUGUAUAUAAUAUGGGAAUAAGACUGUAUGGAAAUUAUAACAGACAAAUACUGUACCUAUAGCUGAGCCUAGAACAGUUUUCAUACAUUUAAUAUGGAACAUAAUGCCAAGUGGGGCCUCAGUGAGCACAGCAAAUCUAAUAAAGCUCUGUUUUAUACGUAAAAACCCAAUCCUCAAAAUGUAAAAAACUAAACUGAAUGUUUAUUUCCCUGUAAAAAUUGCUUGGGAUAUCAAAUGUAAAUAGCUAAUAUAAUAUGCAUCUCAAUAAAAAAUAUUUAAUUUAUAA
Messenger RNA from Xenopus laevis (African clawed frog), 1435 nucleotides. RefSeq names its product hairy and enhancer of split 5 gene 10 L homeolog (gene hes5.10.L). Gene Ontology annotation, molecular function: DNA binding; protein dimerization activity. Gene Ontology annotation, cellular component: nucleus. The record is from RefSeq and is marked provisional. Gene Ontology annotation, biological process: negative regulation of cell differentiation; regulation of DNA-templated transcription; DNA-templated transcription. NCBI's taxonomy places the organism in Eukaryota, Metazoa, Chordata, Amphibia, Anura, Pipidae.